Penicillium oxalicum is the source of this 405-nucleotide messenger RNA. RefSeq lists its product as uncharacterized. Lineage: Eukaryota; Fungi; Ascomycota; Eurotiomycetes; Eurotiales; Aspergillaceae. The record is from RefSeq and is a predicted model, not a curated record. The coding region runs from base 1 to 405 and encodes 134 amino acids. The transcript has a single exon.
AUGAGCUUUUGUGACAACAUUGGAAGCACCGAGCAGGGAGUCAUGCAUUUCCUAGGACGCGUUCUGGCUCCUACGAUGUUCCCCCAUCGACGCGGUCCUCGUGUUAAUUUCACUGUCUGCAAGCCCAAGGCAUCUGGCUAUAAUGAUGAUAGCCAACAGAUUUCACGCAGAGACCCUGUCUUUCAGAAUGGCGCUCUGAUUAAGAAGGACGCAACGAGUCGGGAUGUUCCGGAGAUGGUCACACUACUCGAGGGAUGUGCAGCGGCCCAACGACCGCACGAGCCGCAAGCAGAUUUAGUGCCGGCGCCACGAACACCUCGGCGUAACUUUAAAUUCCGUGCGCACUGCUCGGUCCUGUGUGAGACGUGCCUCGGCGAUGAGAUCCUCACGAUUAGCCAUGGGUAG